AUGUGAAGUGGGCAGUUGUUAGAUUUCAUGUUUUAAUUUUUAAUUAAUUUCACCUAUUUAUUGCUGCAUUUAAUAUGGGUUUGUGGUUCUGGUUCAUGGGUUUUUGAUGAAUUGGUGAAUGGAUUACUUGAAAUCUUCUGUUGAGAUUGUAUUUUGAUUGUACACACCUUAGUAGUUGAUGGCUUCACCAGAUAUUUCUUCUCCAUGGAUUUCAUACUCUGGUGAAUCCUUUUGUGGGUCGUUCGAUACACACAUGGAGGAGGGGAAUACAGCCAAAGUUUUACAUGUGCUGGAAGCUCCUACCUCCUCUGUUUCUUAUAACUGUAGUACUCCUAAACCACCUCCGCUCCCUGAUAAAGCUUGUACAAAAACAAAAUAUCCCAAGAGACUUGUAGAUUGUAGCUUGGUCCCAAAGGAAACAAAAAAUAUAUGGGAUAAUCUUUUUAAGGAAGGCUAUGGGGCAGAUGUUUAUAUUAUUACAGAGGAUAAAUCAUGUAUUCCAGCUCAUUCGAGUGUUCUGAGCAUUGCCUCACCAGUGCUAGGAAAUAUUCUGCAACUGGCAAAAGUAAGAAAUGGUAUAAGAUGUAUUAAAAUUCCUGGUAUACCUAAUGAAGCAGUCUAUGCAUUCAUUCGUUUUCUCUAUUCAUCAAGCUAUGAAGAGGAUGAGUUGAAGAAGUUUGUUCUCCCUUUGUUGGUUUUAUCUCACUGCUACUUGGUUCCACAACUGAAAAGAGUUUGUGUAUACAUUCUGGAGCAUGGCUGGCUAACUAAAGAAAAUGUUAUAGAUGUGCUUCAGUUGGCAAGGAGUUGUGAUGCACCAAGGCUCUUCUUCAUAUGUGUUCGCAUGGUUCUAGAGAUGAACAAUUCCGAACUUCUUGUUCUAUUAGAGUCUCCGGAAUUAUUAGCUUCAAAAGUUGAAAGAAGUUGUUCGAGUCUUAGAACAAAAUUUUUAGCUUCACAAGUGGCAAGUAGAAGAAGCUCUUCUAGUCAUGGAAGAAGAUGGCACUUCAUAAUUUCUAAUUCAACAAAUAACACUUAA
Molecule: messenger RNA, 1039 nt
Organism: Pistacia vera
Lineage: Eukaryota; Viridiplantae; Streptophyta; Magnoliopsida; Sapindales; Anacardiaceae
Product: BTB/POZ and TAZ domain-containing protein 3-like
Exons: 4
Coding region: 179-1039 (286 amino acids)
Molecular function (GO): RNA binding; protein binding
Source: RefSeq, a predicted model, not a curated record